This is a messenger RNA of Ailuropoda melanoleuca (giant panda), 5154 nucleotides long. RefSeq names its product NLR family pyrin domain containing 1 (gene NLRP1). The coding region runs from base 1 to 4701 and encodes 1566 amino acids. Gene Ontology annotation, biological process: regulation of apoptotic process; inflammatory response; innate immune response. Gene Ontology annotation, cellular component: canonical inflammasome complex. The transcript is spliced from 16 exons. Gene Ontology annotation, molecular function: protein binding. NCBI's taxonomy places the organism in Eukaryota, Metazoa, Chordata, Mammalia, Carnivora, Ursidae. The record is from RefSeq and is a predicted model, not a curated record.
AUGGACCGGACGAAGACGAAGGAUCCCAGUGGGCGUCUUGCCCUGGGACAGGGGAGGGGCAGAGGCGAAGGGAGACCGUUGUCCUCUGCCCGCCUGACGCCCCUCUGCGCCCGCCACCAGCCCCGGCCCAGUGGACAUCCCGAAGGUUCCCUCAGCAAGGCAGAGACGGCCGGCAGGGUCCAGUGGCGGCUGGCCUGGUACCUGGACGUGAUGGGGAAGGAGGAACUGAAGGAGUUCCAGCUUCGGCUGUCUGAGAAGCCGCUCUGCGGGCCCUCUCCCGGCCCCACUGUGGCUCAGCUGCAGCAGGCGGGUGGCCUGGAGGUGGCCUCACACCUGGUGGCUCAGUAUGGGGAGCAGCGGGCCUGGGACCUGGCCCUCCACACCUGGGAGCAGAUGGGCCUGAGCGGGCUCUGCGCCCAGGCCCGGGCAGAGGCGGCCUUGAUGUCAGCCGAGUCCCCCCGGUUCCCCUGCUCCCCGAGUGCACCUAGCGAGCAGUCCCCCAGCGGGCCCACCUCCACCGAGGUGCUGAAGUUCGUCCAGGACCCAGAGACGGGGAGUCGGAGACAGCCGCCGGGCACAUCUGGACACAUGUGGAACCCUAAGCCUGGCCCUGCCGGCCCCGGCAUCCCCCCCGAUUUCCACCCAGGAGACCCUUCCUCGCCCUUUUAUCAAGCCCUUCCAAGCUCCCCAGACCAAGAGUCGCCACUCCAGGAGUCACCCAGUGCUCCCACAUCCACGUUGGUGCUAGAGAAUUGGAAGUCCCUGCUGCACCCCAGCCCUGAGCCCAGAAAGCAGGAGGCUUCCAGGGCUUGGUGGUCUCUGGCCGAAACAUCUGCAAACCAAAGCACAGAAAUCGGAGAAAGUUGCCAGCACCAGAAGAGAAAGAGGCCCUGGCCCGCACAGUCAUGGGAAAACGAGGAUUUGCACCAAGAAUUCAUACAGCUGCUGCUCCUCCAUCAACCUCACCCCAGACGCCAUGAGUCCCUCAUCGAGUGGAGCUAUCCCCACGGGGUAGUGGAGAAGCAGGGGCAUUUGAUUGAGGUCAAAGACUUAUUUGGCCCAGGCCUGGGCGCCCAGGAAGAGCCUCGAACGGUCAUCCUGCAUGGGGUUGCUGGAAUCGGGAAGUCGACGAUGGCCAGGCAGGUGAGGAGGGCCUGGAAGGAAGGGCGGCUGUACAGGGAUCGUUUCCGGUACGUCGUCUACGUCAGCUGCAGAGAGCUGGCCCAGUCCGAGACGACGAGUCUCGCGGAGCUCAUCACAAAGGGCUGGGCUGCCCCCGUGCCUCCCAUCAAACAGAUCCUGUCUCAGCCCGGACAGCUGCUCUUCAUCCUCGACGACUUGGAUGAGCCGAAGUGGGUCUUGGGGAAGCAGAGACCCGAGGGCUGCGUGCAGUGGAACGAGCAGCAGCCGGUAGAUACCCUGCUGGGCAGGUUGCUGGAGAAAAGCCUGCUUCCUGAGGCUUCUCUGCUGAUCACAGCACGGACCUUGGCUCUGCAGGAGCUCAUUCCCUCUGUGGGGCAGCCACAGUGGGUCGAGGUCCUGGGGUUCUCCGAGUCCGGCCGGAAGGAAUAUUUCUACAAAUAUUUCAAGAGUGAAAGUCAAGCGGUCACAGCCUUUAGCUUGGUUGAGUUAAACCAAGCCCUGCUGACGAUGUGUCUCGUGCCCUUGGUGUGCUGGCUGGUCUGCACUUGGCUGAGGAAGCGGAUGGAGCGGGAAGAAAGGCUCUCGCAGGUGCCCCAGACCGCCACAACCCUCUGUCUGCACUACGUUUCCGAGGCUCUGCCGGCCCAGCCCCUUGGGUCUCAGCUGAGGGGCCUCUGCUCCCUGGCUGCCGAGGGCACCUGGCAGGGAAAGAGCCUGCUCAGUUGGCAGGAUUUCGGGAAGCAUGAGUUGGAGGAGGCCACCGUCUCCGCUCUCUUAGAGACGGGCAUUCUUCGAAAGCAUCCCUCCCCCCUGACCUGCUGCUUUGCUCACCGGUACCUGCAAGAGUUCUUCGCGGCAGUGUCCUGCGUGCUGGGGGGCGAGUACGAGAAAAGCCAUCCCCCCGACGGCGUCGGAGGGCCGGACAACCUGCUAAAGGCGUAUGGGAGGUUUGACGUGUUUGGGGCUCCAGCCACGCAUUUCGUGUUCGGCCUCCUGAGUAAGCAGGGGCAGCGAGAGAUGGAGGCCGUCUUCCAGGUCAAGGUGCCUGUGGAGCGGAAGCACGCGCUGCUGCGGUGGGCCGCGUUCGAGGUCUGGAAACCGCGCCACUUUCCGCCUCUGUGCUCUCUGUCGACGUUCCGCUGUUUGUACGAGAUUCAGGACGAGGGUUUCCUGACCCCCAUGUUGGCCUCUUCCGACUGGGCGAGCGUGUGCGUCCACACCAGCCUGGAGCUGCUGCUGUUCAUGUUCUGCAUUCGAUUCUGCACCGUGAAGAAGCUUUACCUGAAUGAGAGUGGACAGCACAGCCAGCCGUGGGGACUCGUCCGCGAGGCUCUGCUCAGGUGUGUCCCCAUGACAGAUGCCUGCUGGCGGGUCCUCUUUUUCACUCUCCGGACCACUGGAAACCUGAAGGACCUGGACCUGAGUGGAAACCACCUAAGCCAGUCCACGGUACAGAGCCUUUGUGAAGCCCUGAGGUUCCCUUCCUGCCACUUGGAGACCCUGCGGUUGGCCCGCUGCGGCCUCACGGCUGAGAGCUGCAGGGACCUUGCCUCGGCGCUGAGCGCCAGCCAGACCCUGACCCAGCUGGAGCUGAGCGUCAACUUACUCCUGGACGCGGGAGCCGAGCACCUUUGCGAGGGGCUGAGACAGCCAGGCUGCAGGAUACACCGGCUGCUACUGGUCGGCUGCGGCCUCACUUCCGGCUGCUGCCAGGCCCUGGCCUCCACGCUGAGCACCAGCCCCAGCCUGACCGAGCUCGAUCUGCGGCAGAAUGAGCUGGAGGACGUCGGCGUGCAGCUGCUCUGCGGAGGGCUCAAGAGCCCUACCUGCCAGCUCGUGCUCCUGUGGCUGGACCAGACCAAGCUGAGUGAGGAGGUGAUCCAGAUGCUGAGGGCCCUGGAGAAGGAGAAGCCUCCACUGGUCAUCCACAGCAGAUGGACACCAAGUGUGACGAUACCUAACAAGGUCCCAAGCGAGGAAGAGACGAGCGGCCUGUCCUCACCCGAGCAGCAGAGACAAGACUCAGAGAGAAGCUCCCUGCAAACAGCUCUGCUGGAAUUCUUUCUGCCUCUCCCUAUCCCUCCGGAGAACCUGGCUUCCCCUGUCUCUCCGGAGGACCUGGCUUCCUCUGUCCCUACAGAGGACCAGGCUUCCUCUGUCCCUACAGAGGACCUGGCUUCCCCUGUCCCUACGGAGGACCUGCCUUCCUCUGUCCCUACGGAGGACCUGCCUUCCCCUGUCCCUACGGAGGACCUGGCUUCCCCUGUCUCUCCGGAGGACCUGGCUUUCCCUGUCCCUACGGAGGACCUGGCUUCCCCUGUCCCUCCAGAGGACCUACACAGGGAGCUUCUGGGGACCAAGGAUGACUUCUGGGGUCCCCUGGGGCCUGUGGCCACGGAGCUGGUUGACGAAGACAGAAGCCUGUACCGCGUCCGCUUGCCCGUGGCUGGCUCCUACCACUGGCCCAACACGGGUCUCCGUUUCGUGGUGAGAGGGCCCGUGACCAUCGACGUGGAAUUCUGCGCCUGGGACGUCGGCCUGCGAGGGAUGGUCCCACAGCAGGACUGGGUGGUGGCGGGCCCUCUGUUUGACAUCAAGGCGGAGCCAGGGGCCGUGGCAGCUGUGUACCUCCCCCACUUUGUGGACCUCCGAGGGGGCCACGUGGACACCUCCCUGUUCCAAGUGGCACACUUGAAAGAGGAGGGGAUGCUCGUGGAGAACCCGACCAGGGUGGAGCUGUACCACGUGGUCCUGGAGGACCCCAGCUUCUCCCCCAUAGGCGUGCUCCUGAGAACCAUCAACGCCGCCCUGCGGUUCUUCCCCGUGAUCUCCGUGGUGCUGCUGUACCACCGUCUCCAACUGGACGAGAUCGCCUUCCACCUCUACCUGGUCCCCAGCGACUGCUGUAUUCAGAAGGCCAUCGAUGACAAAGAGAAGAAAUUCCAGUUUGUGCAGAUCCACAAGCCGCCCCCGCUGGCCCAGCUCUACGUGGGCUCCCGCUACAUUGUGUCUGGCUCGGGGACACUAGAAGCAAUCCCCAAGGAGCUGGAGCUGUGCUACCGCAGCCCCGGAGAACCCCAAAUUUUCUCUGAGUUCUACGUCAGCCACUUGGGCUCGGGGAUCAGGCUGCAAGUGAGAGACAAAAAAUACGGCACGGUGGUGUGGGAAGCCUUGGUGAAACCAGGGGAUCUCCGGCCUGCGCCCUCUCUGGUCCCUCCAGUCCCGGCAGCCUCACCCUCGCCCCCGGGCGCCCCGGCCUUGCUGCACUUCAUGGACCUGCAUCGGGAGCAGCUGGUGGCUCGAGUGACAUCGGUGGAGCCGGUGCUCGACAAGCUGCACGGGCAGGUGCUGAGCGAGGAGCAGUACGAGAGGGUGCGUGCCAAGCGCACGACGCCCGGCCAGAUGCGGGAGCUGUUCAGUUUCAGCAGGUCCUGGGACCGGGCCUGCAAGGAUCAGGUCUACCAGGCUCUGAGGGAGACCCACCCUUACCUCAUCAUGGAGCUCUGGGAGACGGGGCACAGUGGCGCAGAGCGGGGCGCCUCCCCGCCGGCCCCGUAGCGCCAGCGCCAGCACCGGCUGUGGGGCUGGCUCCGCGGACCGCUCGCUGGGCCUCGGCUUCUCCCUCUGCACACCAGUGCCCGUCUGAUGGGUUGCCCUCUCGCUCCAAAGUCGUGGGGCUCCCGUGAGGCCUCUGCUGCACGUUCCCACGCCCAGGGAUGCCAUGUGGGGUUCGGCUUUCCCGGGCCAGCUGUCCAGGUGCGACGGCAGCAUUUCAGGUGUUGUCCCUCUGGAGCUGGCAGGACUUCUGUGGAACUUCUAGAAGCCUAACCCAAGAGCCUGAUGUGGCGGCCACCACAGCCAGGCCUAGAGCCCUCCCCAGGUCAUCAGAUUCAAGGAGGAAGAGGAGGGACGUGGGGCUGACCACCUCUGGCUGGAGACAGAUGGUGGGAGUGGACACCUUGGGGGUUUUGAUGGCUUGGAAACGGGGGCAAAAAAGAGCUUUAUUUUCCA